This is a messenger RNA of Blastomyces dermatitidis ER-3, 3172 nucleotides long. Its product is annotated as aspergillopepsin I. Gene Ontology annotation, biological process: proteolysis. The transcript is spliced from 3 exons. Gene Ontology annotation, molecular function: aspartic-type endopeptidase activity. The record is from RefSeq and is a predicted model, not a curated record. The coding region runs from base 1422 to 2705 and encodes 427 amino acids. NCBI's taxonomy places the organism in Eukaryota, Fungi, Ascomycota, Eurotiomycetes, Onygenales, Ajellomycetaceae.
CGCUUUGAACAUAAGAAUGGCAUUGUUUGAGAGCCUGACUAUGAAACAGUGAGGGGCUGGGUAUGGCGUCUCAGGAUGGGUGCACUGCUUUGACUUGACGCCUCUUGAUUUGCCCGCCAGUAUCGUUCAAGGAGAGUUGUUUCAAUCGCUCACUGUUUUGGACAAGACUCCACCCAACCGGCUCAGGAUGCUCAUUGGAAGCCGCAACCGGAGGUAACAUACACUGUGUGCUGUUCAGGCUCUGCAUGGUGAGGGGUUAUCCCCAGGCGCAAAACUUUCAAGAUUACUUUUUGUUCAGUUGUCACCAGCCACCAACGCGCCACAACGACUCUCUUAUUAACGUCCCUUUAUUUCUCAUUCCCGCUCCAUUAUUCAACAACACAAACAUGGAGCCUCCGGUGAGAGGCAAAUCAUGCGCCCAGCCGAGCCAGAUAGGACAAGGAGGCAAGUUGCUAAUGUGCCUUUCUUCGCACCUGAAUGGCUGGGAUAUUAAAUAUGAUGCCUCCUGGACGGGGAUAUCAGCGCUGGACGAUGAAGAACAAGCGGAAGAGGACCGGCCAAUAGAGCAAGGCGGUUAACGUUUCUCAAGCCAAACAGCCCCUGGCGUCGCGAGAAGGCCUGGCUAGCACCGUGUCAGACAAGUGUGGGCACUUGCAAGGCCAUGUUGGUUGUUUUAUGUGGAAGUAAUGCGAGGACAACGCCUUAAUAGCACCGGGCUGAGGCUUUUCUGCUGGUGUUAUCCAUGCUGUUGGCGCCAGGGUGUGGCGGCUCGGGAAGAUCCAUAUAAAUAAAGACUUUGGGGGAUAUUCUCCGGCUUUUUUCUGGAGAGGGGAUAUCAUAUUAUUUAUGGGUAUAUCUCUGGGAGGGGUUGGGCGGGUUUAUUUCAAAAGUAUUAUUUUCUUUCUCUUCUUUCUUUAUAGCUUUUGGACAAUAUUCCUGAUCAAAGCCUCCUGUUUCCUUGGCUUUCGCUCUGUCACUUUGUCUUUUUAGCUCUCCUUCAUAUUGUACAAGGUUAUUUCUUCCUUUCUGAGGCAAUCCACUGUCUCUCUCUGUGUCUCUCUCAAUAUUCCCUUCAUGAUUCCAACACCUCAAUUAUCCUGCUCUUCCAUUUUCCCAUUAAGACUGCCCCUCUCUGUGACUUGCAGGGUGUCAUAGUUUUCAUAUUAUUUGCUCCACUGUUUGUUGUUUGUUGUGCAGAGAGCGUGCACACAUUCAUACAUUAUAUACCCCUUCAGUGUGUGUUUGUGUGCGGUGCACAUUUCCUUAUUUACCUUCCUUCGCGUCAUUGUGCCUGGACACGAUUUACAUUAAUGUGAAUAUCGUCCAUAUCUUCCAUUCUUUCAAUCUCGUUGGCCUGAGCCAUUCCUCUCCUCCAUCUCCUUUUCGUGGUCAUAUCUCCCCUUCCAUACAAAACGGGCAAGAUGCAGUGGAUACAGGCCCUACUGUACCUAUACCUCCUCUCUUCCUCCGCCGUGCUAGGGGCCCCCACACAACGAUCACAGCUGAAGAAACGAACAUUCAAAGUCGAUCGGAUACGUCGGGCAGAUUAUGUACCUAAUGGUUUCUCUGCGAUCAAGAAGGCAUACGCCAAGUUUGGCAUCAUCGCUACAGACAUCAACUUUGGGUCGUUGGAUGUCAACAUUUACCCAACUGCAGCAGAUCGUCAGGCUGUAAACAAGGCAGACGAUCCAGAUGAGAAUGGCGCUGUCACCAAUGUGCCGGCGCAAAAUGAUGUUUUGUACCUGGCCCCUGUGACAAUCGGGGGUCAGGAGUUUGUGAUGAACUUUGAUACUGGCUCGUCAGACACAUGGGUAUUCAACACGAGACUUGAACCAAGUGUAUCUGUCGGACACUCAGUUUUCGAUCCCGCAAAAUCCGAUUCAUUCCAGCUGCUCGAAGGCGCUACCUUCAAUAUCACUUAUGGAGACUCCUCCUUCGCACGGGGCGGAGUUGGCAGGGACACAAUCGACAUCGGUGGCGCGACCGUUCGAAACCAAGCUUUCGGCCUCCCAAGCGAGAUCUCCGAGUCAUUCAUCAGGGAAGAAGCCUCCGACGGCCUCGUUGGCCUAGCCUUUACAAAAAUUAAUACCAUGAGGCCAGAAAAGCAAGCCACCUUCCUCGAGAGUAUUGCGCCCGAUCUCGAAGAACCCGUCUUCACUGCCCAGCUCAAAGCUCAGGCACCUGGCAGCUAUGAAUUUGGCACAAUUGACAAGACUAAGUUCUCCGGUGACAUGAUUGAUGUCGCCGUGGACAACUCACGGGGCUUUUGGGAAAUCAAAUCGAGCAUGUUUAAGGUUGGCGAUGAUGCUAGCAUUAGUACUAUCUCGAGCGGCGUGACCACUGCGAUCGCGGAUACGGGAACGACGCUGAUGCUGGUGAAUCAGGAGAUUGUGGAGGCGUAUUAUGCGAAGGUCGAAGGGGCGGAGAUGUCCGUGAAUGCCGGUGGGUUUAUUUAUCCCUGUAGCUCGAAGCUGCCGGACUUGUGGGUAUCUAUAGGGGAUACACAUCUGGCAAGGGUACCGGGUAGUUUGGUGAAUUUCGCUACAGUGGGGACUGAUACCUCCACCAACACUCAGCUCUGCUUCGGGGGUAUACAAUCCAACCAAGGCUCCAGCCUGCAAAUCUGGGGAGACAUAUGGUUCAAAGCGUUGUUCGUUGCAUUCGACCUGCGAGGACCUAAGCUUCGAAUAGCAGCACAUUCUUAAGAGGUAGAAAAGAAAACCUCAAAUAGAAGAAGAGAAAAGCAACCAAGAAAGGGCGAAACUGUAUCAUUUAUUUUUAUCCACAUAUUUUAAGAAGAUAUGAUAUACAGGUGACAUACAGCAGAGCAUACAUACCUUAAAAUAGGUAUAUUACGUGUCUAGUUAUGCCCUUCAUCCGCCUUCUGCCAUUGCCGGCGUCAGUGGGAAAAAGGAAGAGAGGAACUAGUAGUACGAUCACCCCAGACAACAUUGUAAUUUUUUAUCCCACAUCACAAACGUACUUCUUGAUUGUAUCCACAUACGUGUGAUUUCUGCGGCGCAAUCUUUUUCCUGUUUCCAUUUGUGUCUCUAGAAUUUGUUCAUAUACCUCAAUUAUGGGUGAAGAAGAGUUGAGAGAGUUUCGGUUCUUUGUAAAUACAAGCUGUACUCGGUACUUAUUGAAGAAUCUAUGCCUGAAUUUUUGAUAGGUA